Molecule: messenger RNA, 1561 nt
Organism: Megalops cyprinoides (Indo-Pacific tarpon)
Lineage: Eukaryota; Metazoa; Chordata; Actinopteri; Elopiformes; Megalopidae
Product: mRNA export factor
Exons: 13
Coding region: 106-1212 (368 amino acids)
Biological process (GO): RNA export from nucleus; transcription-dependent tethering of RNA polymerase II gene DNA at nuclear periphery
Cellular component (GO): nuclear pore
Molecular function (GO): ubiquitin binding; RNA binding
Source: RefSeq, a predicted model, not a curated record
UCUGGGAGAGUGAUGUCACUGGAUAGUAGAUAGCUGCAUUGCUUGAAUUUGGGUCACUUUAGAUUAGUAAUAGUCAAUCCAAAAAUAUAGAUUUCUUGACCUACAAUGAGCUUGUUUGGGGCAAGUUCUGCUUUUGGAGCUGGGGGUACCAGCGUAUUUGGCAGCGCAACAACUGAUAGCCACAACCCCAUGAAGGAUGUUGAGGUGACCUCCCCUCCUGAUGACAGCAUCAGCUGCUUGGCCUUCAGCCCCCCUGCUAUGCCAGGAAACUUCCUGAUUGGAGGCUCUUGGGCCAAUGAUGUGCGGUGCUGGGAAGUUCAGGACAAUGGGCAGACGGUCCCCAAGGCUCAGCAGAUGCACACAGGCCCUGUGCUGGAUGUUUGCUGGAGUGAUGAUGGGAGCAAGGUCUUCACUGCCUCCUGUGACAAAACUGCCAAAAUGUGGGACCUAAAUAGCAACCAGGCAAUGCAGAUAGCACAGCAUGAGGCACCCAUCAGAACAGUGCACUGGAUAAAGGCACCUUCCUACAGUUGUGUGAUGACAGGCAGCUGGGACAAAACUCUUAAGUUCUGGGACACACGCUCCCCGAGCCCCAUGAUGUCCCUACAGCUGCCGGAGAGGUGCUAUUGCGCUGAUGUGGUCUACCCCAUGGCGGUGGUGGCCUCAGCAGAGCGUGGGCUAAUUGUGUAUCAGCUGGAAAAUCAGCCCUCUGAGUUCCGCAGGAUAGACUCCCCGCUCAAACACCAGCAUCGUUGUGUGGCCAUCUUCAAGGACAAGCAGAACAAGCCUACUGGCUUUGCCCUGGGGAGCAUCGAAGGACGGGUUGCUAUUCACUACAUCAACCCCCCAAACCCAGCCAAGGAUAACUUCACCUUCAAGUGCCAUCGGUCCAAUGGAACUAAUACUUCUACCCCACAGGAUAUCUACGCUGUCAAUGCCAUUUCAUUUCACCCGGUCCACGGCACCCUGGCUACCGUGGGCUCCGACGGGCGCUUCAGCUUUUGGGACAAAGACGCUCGGACCAAGCUGAAGACUUCGGAGCAGCUGGACCAGCCAAUCACCGCCUGCUGCUUCAACAACAACGGCAACAUCUUCGCCUACGCUUCUAGCUAUGACUGGUCAAAGGGACACGAGUACUACAACCCCCAGAAAAAGAACUACAUCUUCCUGCGCAACGCAGCGGAGGAGCUGAAACCGCGGAACAAGAAAUGAUUCUUCCAGCUGUGUCACAUCUGUUCUGGGAAACCUGGGUUCGACAAGUGCGCGGAAGACCUGCCUUAUUAUGUAUAUACUGCAGACCUUCUUUUGACUCUGCCAGGACCAAUGGCGAGGCAUUGCUUGUAAAAUGGACCAAUUGGUAAAGGUCUUCAGCCCACUUUGGUGCCAUUGGUGUGGCCUUCAGUCAUAUGAGGACCAGGAGUGUGGGGAUUAUUGUUCAUUUUUUUAAUGUCUGACGUAUUUUUUGCAUCCUGAAUAAAUGACUUUCAUUUUGUUUCGCUGUUACUAUGUGCUGUAGUCCAGUAUAUAUUGCAUUGUGGAAUAAAUAAAAGCAACUAUCCUA